Salvelinus sp. IW2-2015 is the source of this 1458-nucleotide messenger RNA. RefSeq lists its product as uncharacterized. Gene Ontology annotation, molecular function: ubiquitin protein ligase activity. The record is from RefSeq and is a predicted model, not a curated record. Lineage: Eukaryota; Metazoa; Chordata; Actinopteri; Salmoniformes; Salmonidae. Gene Ontology annotation, biological process: protein ubiquitination.
CAGGCACCCUAAACAAAGGAAGUGAGCUCCCAGCCAGUCAGACAGCUUUGAGCCCAGUCACCCCUCCUCCCCUCCGGGCUGCUAGUAAACCUUCACACAGGCAGGCAGGCAGGCCAUCCCCUGGCUGCCACAGCUGCUGUGCCGGUUGGGCCUGCCCUUAGAAAAGAGACAACCCAAAACUGCCCCCUCAACACACAGACACUUUGAAAAGGAGUCAGGCAGUAGAGUCUGUCUUUCUGUUUCUAUCUCUCUAUCAUAUAACAACUACAGGACCAUCACUUUAACCACCUGGAAUAUUCCUCCAUAAUUUACUAGAGAAGAACAGAGAAGAACUGCAAAACAAAAUAAACAAACUGGGACACAAUAAUCAUUAGCCCAAUUUCUGCCGGCCCAGCAGUACCUCCAUAUCCCCAGCGGCUCCUCUUCCUCUCAGACAGACAGACACACAGACAGACACACAGACCCAUUCAGCCAGGUAAUCUGUGUCUUCUCCCCACCUAGUUUAAUACCUGCCUAGUUAAGUGUCCAGUAUCUAGUUAGGUGUCCAGUAACUAGUUAGAUUUCCAGUAUCUCGUGGACAAGCCCUUCUACCCAGUGCUCCAGUCUCUGCAGCCUAUACCCAGGCCCCUCCAGACCAGGCUUUCUCAGGUCCAGGUAUCCUUGUCAGGCCUACUGCCUAGUCACCUCCAGAUAAGCCUUCGUGGCCUCCAUUCCUCCAGCCAGGUCGGCCUGCCAACCCAGUGCUAUAGUCUUGCUGCUUCAACCCAGGCUCUUCCAGUCCAGGUCCAGCUAUCGCUGUCCGGCCCGGCCAUGGUUCUGUGUGAGGACAGGGAGUGUGGGGUGUGUUAUCAGCCCUACUCCCGUCAGGACCGGAUCCCCCGGGUGCUCCACUGUAGACACACCUUCUGUGCCACCUGCUUAGAGACCAUGUCCCUGCCCAAGAGUGACAUGCUCACCGUAUGCUGCCCGCUGUGCCGCCAGACCACCUGUGUAGGGCGUGGCCUCAGCCUUCAGGAGGCGCUGUGGGUCAACUCACGCCUCUGGGACUACAUACCUGAGAGCAAAGAAGAGGAGGAGGAGGAGGAGAAGGAAGAAGAGGAGGAGGAGGAGGUGAAGGAAGAAGAGGAGGAGAGAGUGGAGGCUAACAGACAGACACAGGUCUCCUCACAGGCAGAAUGCCCUACGUCAAAGCGCUCCAGAAAAAUGCUGAAAUUUCCGGCCUUCCUCAGGAAAUUCAGUCUGACAAACACAGCAUCAGAGGAGUAUUGUGCCUGGUUGUGCCAACGUGGAGAUGAAAUCUUGGCGCAGGCUUCCAACUGCUGACACUUAUUAGGUGUCUCACGUGCUCGACGCAGGGAUGUACGUGUACUGUAUCAACAGCGGAGUGUUUACAGUUCCUCUCUGAUAUGAAUAAUCUGCAUCUUUUGAACAAUGACGUGUAGAUCACCAGUUGACACC